Messenger RNA from Colletotrichum destructivum, 2682 nucleotides. Its product is annotated as Putative TRAM1-like protein. The coding region runs from base 154 to 1599 and encodes 481 amino acids. NCBI's taxonomy places the organism in Eukaryota, Fungi, Ascomycota, Sordariomycetes, Glomerellales, Glomerellaceae. Gene Ontology annotation, biological process: ceramide biosynthetic process. The record is from RefSeq and is a predicted model, not a curated record. Gene Ontology annotation, cellular component: membrane. Gene Ontology annotation, molecular function: sphingosine N-acyltransferase activity. The transcript is spliced from 4 exons.
GUUGUGGACUAGACUGACACCCGGCGAACACCAACGCCCUGAACCACAACGCAGCCUUCGCCAAGCAUCGCGGCCUCCCUCCCGACCUCAAUUGCGAGUCGCCGCUCUCUUCCGUCUUUGCAUUGAGUUCCAAUUGGAGCUCCGUCGCCCGCCAUGAGCGACACCGCCAGCAACGAGGCCUCGUCGCCAACAUUCGAGAAGCCCGUGAGGACCAGCUCCUCCGGCCCCCAGAUCCAACGGAAUGCCAGCACCAAGCAGCUAAAGCUCAUGAACGGCCCCCUCUACCAGCAAGGCCACAACAACGUCAACGUUGUGCUUAUCCGAAGAGUCAGGAGGACAGACGACAGCGCCUGGAAGAUGCUGAGCCGAUGGAUGGUUGAGAACCAAGUCGGCCUCUCUUUCAACCUCCUGGCCCUCCUCUUUCUCGCCCACUUCUUCAUCCCAAAGGCGCAGCCUCACACGGUCAAGUUCUUCACUCUGUCCUACUACAACCAAGAAACUGGCCUGUAUGGCGCCGGCCUCGGUGACUCGAGUCUCCUCGCCUUCUGCAUCGUCCUCUUCACCGGCCUGCGCGCCGCUACCAUGGAAUACGUGCUGGCACCCUUGGCCAAGGGUUGGGGCAUCAAGAAGCGCAAGGACCUCACCCGCUUCAGCGAGCAGGCCUGGCUGCUGAUUUACUACAUGGUUUUCUGGCCCCUGGGCAUGUACAUCUACAAGUCGUCUCCCUACUGGCUGAACCUCCGCGAGCUGUGGACGAACUGGCCCCAGCGUGAGCUUCCCGGCCUCACCAAGUUCUACAUCCUCGCGCAGUGGGCUUUCUGGCUGCAGCAGAUUCUUGUCAUCAACAUUGAGGAGCGUCGCAAGGACCACUGGCAGAUGUUCACCCACCACAUCAUCACCUGCACCCUGAUCUCCGCCUGCUACAGCUAUCACCAGACCCGCGUCGGAAACCUCAUUCUUGUUCUCAUGGACGUUGUUGAUCUCUUCUUCCCUCUCGCCAAGUGCCUCAAGUACGUCGGGCUGAACACUCUCUGCGACUUCAUGUUCGGCGCCUUUGUCCUGUCGUGGUUGAUGGCCCGUCACGUCUUCUACCUGAUGGUGUGCUGGUCCAUCCACACCCAUAUCCCCGAGGAGAUCCCCGACUCGUGCUACACCGGCCAACACCCCAACCUGGACGGACCGCUGCCCAUUCCCGAAGGCAAGAGCUGGAUGCUGGAGCCUUUCUACAAGACGGACGGCAUCGUUUGCUGGAACUCCACCAUCCGCUGGUCCUUCCUCUCCGCUCUUCUUGUUCUGCAGGUCAUUACCAUUGGAUGGUUCUUUAUGAUUCUGCGUGUCGUCAUGAAGGUCCUUCGCGGCGGAAACGCCGAAGACACCCGCAGUGACGAUGAGGGCGAGGGUGAGGAGGAGGAAGACUACGUCUACGAGGAGGCGCAGGCUCUGGAGGAGGAGGUUGGCGUUGAGGACAUUGACCUCAAGAGCUGGGAGCGGAGAACGGGCAUAAAGAGGCAGGCAAGCUCCUCGGGCGUCAGUCUGCCGGGCCACAGCGAUCGCAAAGAGCUGCUUGGUAGAAUCGGCUGCGAGAAGCAGGUCGACUAAAUCUGAGGACUGGAAGCCGCCCCAAGGAUACAACGAUUCCAACCCGGGCGGGGGUGGUGGUCCGGUGUAUACAACGAGCUGAUGUAUAGGGGAACGGGAGAGGAGUUAACAGAAUUGGUCCACAUGGUCGGGAAAGACUGCGGCGCCACAUUUUCACGUACUUUGCUAGAGCAUAGUGCACGCCUGGAUGGCGGGCACACAGGCAUAGAUGACAUUUGACUUUUUGCGUUUGCGAGAAGAGAACCCGUGGGGUUAAGAAGAAAAAAAGACAAGGUCAACAUCUCACGUCUUGGUAGGGAUUUUGCCGAGUUGGACUUGGUCUAAGAAACGAAUGAAAAGAAUUUUGAGUUGAUGAUGCAAAUCAUAAUGUGCUCGCUCAAUGUGUAGUCCUGAAUCGGCUUCUCAAGUGCGACUCUUGCAUGAUGAUUUGCUGCGGUUGAGCACUUCGAUGGUCAAGGAAUACAGACAUUGAGUUUCAUUUGACAGAAGGGGUCUGAGAAAGAGAAAUGCCAUGUCUUCCUGCUCUCUUCCUCGAUAUUUGUUGUGUUGAGUUGAAACUGAUGCUGAGGUUGUUGCUGUCGUCGCCAGGUGCGUCAUUGGCGCCUGGUGUUGGCGCGGAGGGCAUAGUUGUAAACGAGGUCUUUCUGGAGGUCUUUGACGAACCCGGCGAACAUUCCCUUUUCUCUUGAACUCCAUGAUGGCGAAUGCUCGAGUACUGAGGGCCCGGUUCCGCAGCGCUUAAAGUUGGGAUCCGUACUCGGCCGGGCAUCUUGAGACCGUAUGCGAUGUCGGGCCGAACGUUGAGUUGCACUCUUUUGUUGGUUUUUGGAUCCGUUGUAAAAGGCCCCGUUGGCCGUCGACAGGAGAAUGUACGGGUCGUAUGAUGUCGUCUGCACCUCGAGUCUUAAAGGGCACGUACGUUGACGGCCAGAGACUUGUAGAAACGACGGUUGUUGACAUUGUCGAUCGGAAGGUGACGCCACUGAACACCUCCCUCGACGGUAACGCGUACGUAAACGCCGUUUCUUGCUAUUCUGGAAGACAAUUUUGACGACGUUCCUUAUUCUCGAAUGGCAUCUAUCU